CUCAUCCACUAGUCCACACCCCCUUCUUUUGUGAUUUAAGUGCACAUGUUCUCAAUCACUGAAUGCAUUUGUAGGUUACCGGUGGCAAAGAUGUCAGUGAAGAUAUUGGGUUUGCUAGGGCAGUUCAAGGCCUAUUCUGACAGGAUGGGCUCUGGUCCAAGGGGUGCAGGUCUGGGGCUAAAGCUGCUUAUAGGAGCAGGAGCACUUGCCUAUGCAGUCAAGGAAGCCACAUACACAGUGGAAGGUGGACAGAGGGCCAUCAUCUUCAACAGGAUUGGUGGGAUGCAGAUGGACACGGUGCUUGCUGAGGGCCUCCACUUUAGGAUACCAUGGUUCCAGUACCCAAUCAUCUAUGACAUACGGGCGAGACCAAGGAAGAUAUCCUCCUUAACAGGAAGCAAAGACCUGCAGAUGGUGAACAUCGCCCUGCGUGUGCUGUCUCGUCCUGUGGCCUCCAACUUGCCUGCCAUGUACCAGCAGCUAGGCAAAGACUACGAUGAAAGGGUGCUGCCAUCCAUCGUCAAUGAGGUGCUGAAGAGCGUGGUGGCCAAGUUCAACGCCUCACAGCUCAUCACGCAGAGAGCUCAGGUGUCCCUCAUGAUUCGACGGGAGCUAUUUGAACGGGCAAAGGAUUUCAACAUCAUCCUGGAUGAUGUGGCCAUCACAGAGCUGAGCUUCAGCAAGGAGUACACAGCCGCCGUGGAGGCCAAGCAAGUUGCCCAGCAGGAGGCGCAGAGGGCCUUCUUCUAUGUGGAAAAAGCCCUGCAGGACCAGCGGCAGAAGAUCAUCCAGGCUGAAGGAGAGGCUGAAGCUGCUAAAAUGUUGGGCCGAGCUGUGACAAAGAACCCUGGCUACCUGAAACUCCGAAAGAUCAGAGCUGCUCAGAACAUUGCGAAGACGGUGGCGACAUCACAGAACAAGGUUUACCUGAGUGCAGACAACCUGGUCCUGAACCUCCAGGACACCAGCAACAACUUCAGCAAUCUAAACAGGUUGGGAGAUGUAGGCUGGUCGAGCCCUCAGAUGGUCCCCACAGAUUUGCCAGAGAUUGAGAGAGAAUUGACGACCCUUGAGAUGACCGUUCCAGAGUUUGGGGAAGAACAAGACUUGAAGAGCGCAGAAAUUGUUAGCAUGGCUGUUCCAGGGACUCUUCCAGAGUUUGAGGAACAAUUAACAACCCCAGAGACCAUUGUUCCAGAGUUUGAGAAGGAACAAGUGUUGAAGAUCCCCGAGAUGGUCGCCGUUCCAGGGACAUUUGGGUCGGGAGCAGACCAGGCCCCUGAUAUCAAGGAGGCGGGCCCUGGGGACGAGGAGGACAAUGGCGAAGCUUGAACAUAGGUUUAUCGAUGCGGAAGUAAAAGGAAGCAUCUCUGAAUUGUGCAUUCCGAACUUUCGGUUUCAUCAAUUUCAUGUUCCUCAACGACACUGUGCUUCUCAACCCUCGUCCUGGAAGAUGGCUGUGUAUACAGUUUCUACAGAGUUAUUCACACAUUGAAGGCUGUUAUGUCCAAUUGGCCUGUGUCACGUUUGAUAUCAUGUUUCAGAUAGUUGCCUGGUUUUACUUUGUAUUCAAAUUGAAUGAAAAACUGAUACAUUGAAACCAGAUUGAACUGGAGUUGUAAUGGGCCAGCACGAAGGAUGACUGAAAGGACUGGUGUUGAGAACCAACUUUGUUACACAGUGUCUAGCUCUUGGCCCCGUUGAGAGUAGGAGUGCUGAUUUACGAUCUUGUUUUGCCUUUUAGAAGACUGUAACACACAUGGACAAGGAGACCAGAUUCUAGAUCUAUACUUGGUAGCUUUUGGGAAACUGACACUGGUUUGAGUAGAAAUGACUCAAGGACACUAAAUCACUUGCAGUUUUACAUUUGUAUUCUGUAACACUCGCUUUUUUUUUUUAUAUAUAUGAGUUAAUGGGAUCCUCCUGUGUUAUGACUGUGUGAAAUGAAGUGUCUUAUGGUGGAAAAAUAACAUCCUGUGUUAUGAAAUGUUACAGCUGAACGUACCCAAAUAUAAUCAUUCUUGUAUUCAAUUUACAGUUGACCUUAAUGUAAACAUUGUGUAUAUGGUCUCUUCUGCUUGACUCUGGAGGUCCUCAUUACUCUGUUAAUCCUAAAGCAUUCCAAUUGGGUUUGGAUAAAUAAACAUUUGUGUUUUUGGAGCACAACUGUAUUUAUAAUUUAA
Esox lucius (northern pike) is the source of this 2183-nucleotide messenger RNA. It is a transcript of the gene phb2a, whose product is annotated as prohibitin 2a. Bases 46 to 1332 code for a protein of 428 amino acids. The record is from RefSeq and is a predicted model, not a curated record. Gene Ontology annotation, biological process: mitochondrion organization. Lineage: Eukaryota; Metazoa; Chordata; Actinopteri; Esociformes; Esocidae. The transcript is spliced from 11 exons. Gene Ontology annotation, cellular component: mitochondrion; membrane.